This is a messenger RNA of Astyanax mexicanus (Mexican tetra), 11471 nucleotides long. It is a transcript of the gene ago3b, whose product is annotated as argonaute RISC catalytic component 3b. The coding region runs from base 674 to 3277 and encodes 867 amino acids. NCBI's taxonomy places the organism in Eukaryota, Metazoa, Chordata, Actinopteri, Characiformes, Acestrorhamphidae. Gene Ontology annotation, molecular function: RNA binding; protein binding. Gene Ontology annotation, biological process: regulatory ncRNA-mediated gene silencing; regulation of stem cell proliferation. The record is from RefSeq and is a predicted model, not a curated record. The transcript is spliced from 19 exons.
CCCUCCCUCAGCCCGGCGGUGGAGAGAGAGAUGGUGAACCGGUUACAGGAGCGGAGAGAGUCGGAGAGACGAACCGGUGAACCAGCGAGAAAAACAGCCCGGAGCUGAACCUCUGCUGCGGUGCUGAGUGUUUUAUUAUAGAAGGACGAAUUUUAACUGGUUUUAGACUGUAAUAAACUGUGGCUGAGUGGAGGUUGGAGGUUUUAGUGAGUUUUAUCGAGUGUCAGACAGAAGCUGCUGCUCUGGUUCGAGUUGAGAAGAAGGGAAAAGCUGUUUCUCGCUCUCGGGAGUUUUUACGAGGAGUUGGUUCGGUUGUCAGCUGGGAGUAAUUAACGCUACUGAGUCCCGGUGAACGGAGGGAGCUACUGAAGGAGGCGAAGGACACGGCGGGGAGGCUGUCUUUAACCUAACUAACGAUAAACACCGAGAACCGAAUGAAGCUAAGGCCGAGCUGACCCUCAGGGACGGGACGGUCUCAUCAGCCGCAGCGGAGACCGGCGACCGCGGCCGGGGCGAGGAGGACAGAGAGGUAGCCGUUAGCCGAGCUCCAGCAGCUCCAGCGGCCCCACAGCGGCUCCGCGGAGACCCUACAGCACCACUACUACCACCACCCGUAAGCCGGGCACCAGCUCUGGAAAGCCGGCUGACUGGAAUCCGGGCAGAGACCUCAUGAAUGGAAAUCGGUACUACAGGAGCCGUUGGGGCUGCGCCCCUGUUGUCUGUGCCACGAAGGCCUGGCUAUGGCACCAUGGGGAAGCCCAUCAAGUUGCUGGCCAACUGCUUCCAGGUGGACAUCCCCAAAAUGGAUGUCUACCUGUACGAGGUGGACAUCAAGCCUGAGAGAUGUCCCCGCCGUGUCAACAGGGAGGUGGUGGACUCCAUGGUGCAGCAUUUUAAGGUGACCAUCUUUGGGGACAGAAAACCGGUCUAUGAUGGGAAGAGGAGCCUCUACACAGCUCAUCCGCUACCAGUGGCUACAGGAGGGGUGGAUCUCGACGUGACCUUGCCUGGUGAGGGCGGUAAGGAUCGGCCCUUUAAGGUCAGCAUCAAGUUUGUGUCACUGGUCAGUUGGCAUAUGCUGCACGAGGUGCUAACAGGACGGACCAUGCCUGAGCCUAUAGACCUGGACAAGCCAAUCAGCACCAACCCUGUCCAUGCUGUCGAUGUGGUCCUGCGCCACCUGCCAUCCAUGAGGUACACCCCAGUGGGACGGUCCUUCUUCUCCUCUCCUGAAGGCUAUGAUCAUCCACUGGGUGGGGGCAGGGAGGUAUGGUUUGGAUUCCACCAGUCAGUGCGGCCGGCUAUGUGGAAAAUGAUGCUGAACAUAGACGUGUCUGCUACUGCCUUCUACAAAGCCCAGCAGGUGAUCCAGUUCAUGUGUGAGGUUCUCGACAUCCACAACAUUGAUGAGCAGCCCCGUCCUCUUACAGACUCCCACAGAGUCAAAUUCACCAAAGAAAUCAAAGGUCUGAAGGUGGAGGUGACCCACUGCGGCACCAUGAGGAGGAAGUACAGGGUGUGUAAUGUCACUCGCCGACCUGCCAGCCAUCAAACGUUCCCUCUGCAACUGGAGAACGGGCAGACUGUGGAGAGAACGGUGGCACAGUACUUCCGAGAGAAAUACAACCUGCAGCUCAAAUAUCCCCAUCUGCCCUGUCUGCAGGUGGGCCAAGAGCAGAAGCACACCUAUCUGCCUCUGGAGGUGUGUAAUAUCGUAGCCGGGCAGCGCUGCAUAAAGAAACUGACUGACAACCAGACGUCCACCAUGAUCAAAGCCACAGCUCGUUCUGCACCAGAUAGACAAGAGGAAAUCAGCAGACUGGUGCGCAGCGCGAACUACGAGGCAGACCCGUUCGUGCAGGAGUUCCAGUUCCGUGUGCGGGACGAGAUGGCCGAGGUGACGGGCCGCGUCCUGCCCGCCCCCAUGCUGCAGUACGGCGGCAGGGUGAGCUCUGAACACUUUCUGAAUCGUACAGUGGCCACCCCAAGCCAUGGUGUAUGGGACAUGAGGGGAAAGCAGUUCCAUACCGGUGUAGAAAUCAAAAUGUGGGCCAUUGCCUGCUUUGCCACCCAAAGACAGUGCCGAGAGGAGAUCCUCAAGAGUUUUACAGACCAGCUGCGCAAGAUCUCUAAAGAUGCAGGCAUGCCCAUCCAAGGCCAGCCAUGCUUCUGCAAGUACGCUCAGGGAGCAGACAGCGUGGAGCCCAUGUUCAGACACUUGAAGAACACCUAUGCUGGCCUGCAGCUCAUCAUCGUCAUUCUGCCUGGGAAAACGCCUGUCUAUGCGGAGGUGAAGCGUGUUGGAGACACUCUUCUGGGAAUGGCCACUCAGUGUGUGCAGGUGAAGAACGUGGUGAAGACUUCUCCACAGACUCUCUCCAACCUCUGCCUCAAGAUCAACGUCAAGCUAGGGGGCAUCAACAACAUCCUGGUCCCACAUCAGCGGCCAUCUGUGUUCCAGCAGCCAGUUAUCUUCCUUGGUGCUGAUGUCACUCACCCUCCUGCAGGAGAUGGAAAGAAGCCCUCAAUUGCUGCGGUGGUGGGCAGUAUGGAUGCCCACCCUAGUCGGUACUGUGCUACAGUGCGGGUGCAGAGGCCCAGGCAGGAGAUUAUCCAGGACCUGGCCUCCAUGGUUCGAGAGCUGCUCAUCCAGUUCUACAAAUCCACUCGAUAUAAACCCACCCGGCUCAUCUUCUACAGGGACGGCGUGUCCGAGGGACAGUUCCGACAGGUGCUGUACUACGAGCUGCUGGCCAUUCGUGAGGCCUGUAUCAGCCUGGAGAGAGAGUACCAGCCUGGCAUCACGUAUAUCGUUGUCCAGAAGCGCCACCACACACGCCUUUUCUGUGCGGACCGCAAUGAGAGGGUUGGACGGAGUGGUAACAUUCCUGCUGGUACCACAGUGGACACGGAUAUCACCCAUCCAUACGAGUUUGACUUUUACCUUUGCAGUCAUGCUGGAAUACAGGGCACAAGCCGUCCUUCACACUACCACGUGCUGUGGGAUGACAACUGCUUCACAGCUGACGAGUUUCAGCUGCUAACCUACCAGCUGUGCCACACGUAUGUGCGCUGCACCCGCUCCGUGUCCAUCCCGGCACCAGCCUACUACGCCCACCUGGUUGCCUUCCGAGCCCGCUACCACCUGGUGGACAAAGAGCACGACAGUGCGGAGGGAAGUCACGUGUCUGGGCAGAGUAAUGGUCGCGACCCUCAGGCUCUGGCCAAAGCCGUACAGAUUCACCACGACACCCUGAGGACCAUGUACUUCGCCUAACUCCGCCUCCUUCUUCUCACUAGCACUCACCUGUCAGUCACUUGGCAUCAUGCACUGAGCUGAUGAAGGCUCCUUCCUGUUGCACCGGCAAGCAACCAUAGGCUGCCCUGCUGCUAAAACGAACCAAACGUAACUAAAAUCAGUGGGAGGCGAGGAAUUAACACUGUUAUGCAAUAGAAUAGAGAAAACAACAGCCAGUCUUUUCUAAAUAAGAACCCACUCCUUUUUUUUUUUUUUUUUUUUUUUUUUGCUUCUUUUUACAUUGAUCUACAUUGAAAUGUGAGUCCUAAGAAGAUGUGGCAGUUUUGCUGUUAUUUAUUAGUGUGGAGUUUAUUUGUAUGUGUGUAUGUAUGCGUGUCUGUAAGCCUCAAAAAGCCUUUUUUUAUAUAAUGCUAAGAAAAAUCAGAUCAGCUUAUUUUCGGGAAAUUGCUCGUUGAAGAACACAUGCAGUCAGGAAGGUCAAGUAGUUUCUGUGACUCUAGUCAGCUGAAGAAAAAAAAGGUCACCACUAGAGUUCAGUAUGGGGCCGUGAAACUGGCCACACUUUCCAGAUGUUCACUUUGUCACCUGUAGUUUUGUGCUGUACUGAUCACAGCUUAAAUUUUAAUGGUUUAGAGGAAGAUGGGGUCAUCAGAAAAUAUUUUAUUUACACUUUCUAUCUUAUUUGUUUUUAUCUUGCCCGCGUAAUUGUAAGGAUCUAGGGUCGGUUUUUAAUGAUGAUUCCAAUCCAAUAAGUGCUUAAUGAGUGUAUGAGAUCCAUACUGUGUUCUGGGCCCCUUUUCUUGCAGUUGUUAUGCAUGUGUUUAAGUGUGUGUGGGUGUGUUAAUCAAGGUUCUGAGGUGACCUUGACUAGUUGUUGGUUUGUUUGUUUUUUAACUACAUAUAUUGGCUAUCAUAAAGCUGCAAGACGUUUAACGUCUGUGUUCAUGCUCUGCCCAGAAAACAUCCCAGCCUUCCUUCCGUUCGUUCAUGAUUACCCCAUUCUGUAUUGUUUUAGUUUUUCUUUUGCAGACUCUCCUCAAGCUAAGAGUGACACAUUAGCUAAAACUGCACUUUCACUUAAAGUACAACUUCUGAACAUCUAUUAAAUUUAACCCAAGGUUGGUGAAAGAUGUUUGUUCCGUUCUAAGAGGUAUGUGUGUGGGGGAGUGUGGAUGUGCACACAAGCGUGUCACUGUGUUCUUUAAAUAUAAUGUUAUGUAUACGUCAUUGGCUUGUAGUUGUGGCCUCCAGAAGGUACUGAAGGAGUAUGUACUAUAUUUUAUAAGGCACUAUAAGGCUCACUAUAGUAUUUAGCAGUGCUAGCAGGAGUUGGCAGUAGGCUACAGGCUGAUAAUACUCACCUCUAAAUGGGGAAAUAGCAGUUAGAAGCUAAUGCUAAUGCUGCUCCGGCCCCGGUGCUGAAGAACUUACCUAAAACUCCUGAGUGGCUUUACUGCUCUAUACAACCUGACUGGUAAAAAUCAUAAGAUGCACUGAAUUAAAAGGUGCACUGACGAUUUUUGAAUACCGUAGUAUGAUCCAGCUUCAUGCAUUAAUAUUGAUAACAGUUGAUGAGCUUCAUCUUGCAUACUCCCAAUUUUUUUUUAUUUUAAAUUGUAUCAAACAUCUGUUUCAUCAAUGUUUCAGCUACAAAUCUGUGAAUAAGUGGAAGCUUUUCAAGUUUCUUUCACUGAUGACUUUGACUAACGCUGUCCAAAAAGACUCUGAGUGCAAUAAGCCAACUGUUAAUGGCUCUGGUAUAUCGUUGUUGUGCAAUGCAUGCCACAACUGACAAAGAUAGAUAGAUAUAUGAUAAUGAACACUGUUUGUUGACUAAUAUGGCAUUUUAAUAAGGACCUUGAAUGUUAGAAACCAGCAGGUGGCUUCAUUGGAAUAGUGUGAACACAAGCAUGUAGAGUUUGAAGUGUUAUAUUAGCUUGUCUAUAUUAGAAAUGAGGAUUCUUGUUAAUGUGAUGGGUCGUGUUGGCAGAAGGUAGUUGCGUAUUUUAGACAAAGUGCCUGGAAAACACCUUCCUAACAAAUCCGGGCCAAUCUGGAGAGGUUGAAGCGUCCAUGCCAUUGAACCUUUACUGCGUUUGUUUUAGGAGUUGAACUGGAUUGACUUCAAAACAACAUGUGAACAGUGAAUCUAAAUCCAGAGUUUGACCAAUUUAGCUGUAUCUGUCGAGCGUCUCUGAACAGAGUGCUCUGCACCCUUAAAAACUUGCCUUCACGUUUUACUCUAGAAUGUACUGCAGAAUUAAAGGGCAUUUCUUCCUUGCUUUGGUUUGUUCUCUCUCUCUCCCUCUUUCUCUUUCAAUUUAUUUCACUCUUCUCGCUGAUGGAUGGUGGGUAAAAGCAUAUACUGCCAUGUCAAAAGUUGCAGUAAAAUGCACUAAUAGUGUCCAGACAUGAAUAUACUUUAAAUAGCCCAUUGAUAUACACGAAAAGCACAAAGCCCUCAAUGUUAGAAACAAAAAGGGUUCUUUGGCAGAACUCAUGCAGAGAAACACUUACUUUCGUAUGGAUCCAAGUGUCUUACAAUUCCUUACACAGUAUAAACCUUGCUUUAGUAAAGAAACGUUUUGUAAAGGUCUACUUCUAAGGCUAGAGAUAUACUUGCUGUUUGAUCGUGCAUUCACAUAAACAUCCGUUCACGUACUUGUUUAUGUGCUGUUUAUGUUACUGGAGGCUUUCAAUUGGCUUUCAAUAGAGGCUUCCACUUUUUCAAAUUUUGAUUCUGCUGAUGCAGUGCCUGCACUGAAUUGCACAUUGCAUAAGCAUCACAUUCAUUUGUACACAUCGCAAACAUAUCUCUAGUCUCACAGUUUCUUUUUUUAAGGAAUAGUUGGGGCAGAAUGAAUAAGUGCUACUUAAAGCUAGCAGCCACCAAUUAGCAUUAUGCAAAUUAUAUGCCAUUGGGUGGACACUAGCCGUUAGGUUGGGACACUUCCUUAAAAAUGACCUCAGUGAUUACUGUCCUGGAAGUAAAUUAGCCUUUUGGUCCUGGAGUACAGUGUUAGCAGUGAAAAAAUGGUUGUAUGGAGAAAUAAAGAUAUUUUCUUUGACAGUUUAAGCUUUUUUUUAAGACUGACUUUUUCAGCGUCUCGUUAUCACAUUCUCGAAUCCAACCAAUGUGCCUCAGUUACUAGAGCUAAGAAAGCUUGCAUGAGUUUAUUCUGCUGAACUGUUGUAUAUGGAACUGUGUAACAUCUACUUGCCUGUGUCGUUGGCUUUUGCCAAGUGUGGCUCUGUUUUUCCUUUCUCUCUUUUCAAAGCCACAUUCUUCAGAAAAUUAAAUAAGCCUGAAGUAGGGUUAUACCGAUCCCAUUCAUUUCAUCACAGUCAAUGCCACGUCUAUACAGCAAAAAAAAAAAAAAAAAAAAAAGAGUUUAAAAUCAUAUAAAAUCUACAAAAUGUUAACAAACAUAUUAACAUGAACAAAAUGAAAAAUAGCCAUCUUUAGAAAAAUUUAAAAGAUAGCUAGGAAUUAUUACAGUUCCUGCCCUGUUGCCCUCUAACAAAAUAAAGCUCAAAAUUUUAGAUUUAUUUUUUCUCAUACCAUGUAUGACUUAACCCAGUCAAAAAAUCUGAUUCUGUGUGAAUAGGGCCUUAUCAGCAAUACAGUUUUACAUUUAGAAAGGCACUCCGUAUACGCUCAGUUUCCCAGAGAGAGAUUAAGCCUUGUCUUGGGCUACAAAUAAUUUUGGAUUUUCUAUUGAAAGGAAAAUAUAGUCUAUAUUCUAGGAAACUGGCAUAGGCUUACUUAACUAAGUGAUCUUAACUAAGUAAAUUAUCUGAAUAAUUCUGAAGUGUGAAACACCCCACCAGUUUAGCUACUAAUCCAAAUAGAGAGAGAGAGAGAGAGGCUGGCUGUGUAAGGAAAGAUGAUACUGAUUUUACUGCACUCUGAUUGGGCUUAAAGCCUAAGGUGCUAAGAGGUGCGGUGCUGUAAUUGUGGGAACUGGUUUAUUUAGACUGCCAUUCCCUAAAUGUUUCACAGCUAACUGGGAAUCUUCGCCAUGUUUCUAAUGGUUUGUUUUGUUUAAUUUCCUUUAAACCGUGAAACUUGAGCUUUAAAGCCUUGCUUGUUUGGCGCAGGUUGAGUCUGAUUGUUGGGUUGUCUUGAUUGCUGUUGUUACAUUUGGCAGUUGAAUGGUUUUAUUUGAGUCCUAUUAAAUGUCCAAGGGCCAGGUGUUCAAAACCCUUUAACCUACAUCAAAAUCAAAAUGAUUGACUAGAUCUGAUUAGAUGAUAAUAGGAAAAAGUCAUCCACACCUGUGCUUCAGUGCAGUUGUUCGUAGGUUCCCUGGAAGGGACCUUUUGCAUAUUUUGUGUGAUUUUAAAGGACUUAAAUGUGAGAUUUGAAGCAUGUUUAAUAUUCUAUACUGUUAACCGGGUGCUCAAUGUUUAGCUGGUCCUUUAUACACAGUGAUGACUGAAAAUCUGCUAGAUUAUUGAGGGCUCUUCCACAGUUUGGAGGCGUUCCAUAGCUUACAAAUUCCUUUACACAGUGCGGAUUUUAUUCCUCUUGAUGUUCCAGUGUUCAAGUUAACAAGUUCCAGAUUCCUGAUUAUUAAUUUCACCUAGGCCUGUCACGGUAAUUACAUUAUUGACUUAUCUUACAAAAAGAAAUGUAAAGAAGUGACCUCAAUAAUUUUAGCUGACCUUGAUCUCGUCUGCCGUGUUUCUAUGCAUGUUUGUUUAGAACACACACAGUGAAUUGGUUGUUAGCAGGUUUACCUCUCAGUGCUGGGCUCUUGGGGUCAAGUCCCUAUCUAACCAUGGGUUAAAUUGCCCAGAAAUAUAAUUCUCAACUCUCUAGUAAAGUAUGAUUGUGUAUGUAUGUAUGUAUGUAUGUAUGUAUGCCUGUUCUGGGUCAUUGCCUUAGUGCCCGAUACACCUGCUCCUCCAGGUUGACAGGUUAAAAGUGUCUGGUUGAGAGUUUACUAUGUGUGACUGGCUGCUGCUUACCACUAUUUUGUGUGUGUGGAUUGCUAAAUGUGAUGUUGGGUGUGUAGGGUAUUCAUGGUAAAGCGUUCUUAGGUUCCUUGAAAGGCACAAUAUAAGAGUAACUUCAUUCAUACAUAAAAAUGAGGGUUGCAAGUACUGUAGUCAGUCGUGCAGUGAUGAAUGCGCCAAUAACGUAGCCUUUAUACACACAGAGUGGACUGCAGAAGAUCAAGUUUGAGUCUAUUAAGUGUUUCUAAAAUAAAAUGACCAUUAAAAUGGUUUUACAAUGACAGUAAUAUUUUUUAGACAAUAUCAUAUAUCAUCCAAAAAGAAAGAGUUACCGUAACAGGCCUAUUUUCCAUCAAAUGUGUUCGCACUAUUAAAAACUGUGUAGUGUAAAAGGACCCUUUUUUUUUUGUUUAUUUUUUUUUUUUUUUAAAUAAGCCACGUUUGGCUGCUGUUCGGCUGCAACUUUGGUGCGCUGCACUGUGAAAACUCCAAAGUUUCCAUACAUUUGAAGUGUAACUGUUACUUGGCUGGCACUACCAGCAUUUCAGUUUUACUUGAAACAGUUGAGAUUGAUUGAUUGAUUCAGUGUGGCAUGCAGUCGUGCAUGCGUGACCGUACGAGUUCUGUUAUUUUGUCCUGUAUAAGAUACAGCAUUCUGUCUACUCGAGUUGCCACGGAAAAUCGUUGCUCAAAUGGAGCCCAGUAGGCAAGGCGUUCAUGUGGGGAAGGGGGUGGAGCAGUUGUUGUGAGGGUGGAGCAUAAACUGUGAUGUAAUCCACUCCACCUCCUUCUCCACUUUGCUGAAAGCUGGACUACAAAUGCCUUGGCUCAAAGCGUUUUUAAUGAAGAGCAGAAGUAUAUUUGUAUAUUUAAAGAAUGAAUCUGUAUAAUGCACACCACUUAUUUUUGCUAACAAAGUCUAUGAGAGAUAAUAUAACGUCAAUCAAUAAUAGACGGUAAUAUAACAUUAAUAUAAAAUAAUAAGAGUGUCUAAUAAUAAUAAUCUGUUGAAAUGCAAUAGACUGUUGACCUCUAGAAUUACAUUGUCUUGUUUUUAGAACUGUAAACUUGUGGUUUUGAGGGUUACCACAUUGUGCUAUGGUGCUGGAGUCGUGUUAAAGGGGGAAGUUCACCUUAUUUCACAUUUGAGCACUUCAGUACUCUUGUUGUUUUUUUUUUCCAGGCACCUUAAAACCGUUUUUAGAACAAGUGCUUAAAUUAUGUUAAAGCUAAUCCCACAGAAUCCCCUUAAGCUUCUAAUUCUUGUAACUGCCUUUCAUUAGUUCAUCCACUGAUGAAAGUUAAUAAAUUUAGAUUCUGAUUCUAAUUCUGUUCUGUUUUGCAAAAAAAAAAAAAAAAAAGUGACUAAGUGUGUUUACAUGCAGUCAAUAAUCCAAUUAUGCUAAGAUUUCUAAAAGUUUGUAAGCAGCAUAUUGUGCUUGAUUUACUUAGAUUGGAUUAAAGCCUAGUAAUCUGUUAAGGAAACCAGGUAUUAGCUCAGUAAUCAGACUUUACUACACAUAUAUAUAUGUGCUCAUUUAUUUUUAGUUUUCUCUGUCUGUGUUUGUGUAAGUGUCCAAACAAACUAUAAAGUAUAAAGAAAGCAGCACAAAAGACAGCAUUAUUUUUACAAAAAAUAAAUAAAUAAAUAAAACAGGACGUUAGAAGCUUGUCGCAUGCUUCUGUACGAAAACUGUCUGGUUGCCCGGUUUUCUCCCACAGUCUAAAAACAUGCAGAUCAGGUUAAAUUUUAUACUCAAAAAUUACCCAGAAAUAUGUUUCUGUAUGCUUCUGUGAGAUAAUUGUCUGACUUCGUUUAACCAAGAGUAUUUUUUUCCCUUUAUCUCAUUUCCCAGGAAUUACUGUCCAAAUCAGAUUUUCUGUAACUGGAUUAUUAAGUGAAUGUAAACACACUCACUGUUAGACUAAAACUACAAAGGUUGGCAUAAGAACUGCCAAAACGUAUCAAACAGGUCCAGAUGUGAUUCUGGGUGAACUCCUUUCUUAUGUGUCUUGGAAUGUUGUUCAAUAAGUGGGAUGAGCCUUCGAUCCUCCAGUUCUUCCUCUUUUAGUUUUCCGUUUGGGGUUUCAGAACAGAUUUGAUAAGUUGCUCUUUAAAAAUCCACAGUGAAACGGUUAUUGAAGGUCAAUUACAGAACUAAUGUGGAAAAGUUUUAUCUGUUUUUAAAUGGUCUGAAAUAUAAACUCUUUUUGCUUGUUUUUUUUUUUCCUUUUUAAUUUAAAGACAGUAGAGGAGAAGGUUCAUCCUAUGAGGAGAACAGUGAGUGGAAUGUGCCUUUCUCGAUGGUGCUGAUCUUAAACUGGUUAAUAAGGGACAAAAAAAAAAACUUUUGAAAUGUUCAAAGGGCACAACAAGCCUUUGUUCUACAUUGAAGAUGAGUGUAUAUUGAUACCUGAUAUACUGUAUAAUGUGUGUAUGUGUUAAAAGUGUGUGAAACUGUAAUUGUUUGCCAAGAACACAUUAACAUAAUAGGUUUGCCAGUUACAUUGUGUCAGGACCAAACUUUUCAGGAGUGUCUGUGGUCGAGUUUAGGGUACUUGGCAUGGCAUAAGCAGCCAUUUGGACACUGACUAAGCUUGAACAGAAAACUGCAGGAGGUCACUAGUCUCUACAGCCUCUUUUACUCGGUUUAUGUCUACACCAUUUCAGUUUGCCACUCUACAGUUUUCAGAUUGUUAGCAGAUUGUGUAGUUCUCUGCAUUUGACCAAACAGCAAUAAUUAGCAGUAAUUCGAUGCUUUUGACAUUAUACUUAGUAUGAUUAGGCCAAAAAGGGAACACCUGCAGCACUAUACAGUACUGUUUCAGUUUCACAGUCAGCUUCCAAUAAAUGUAUUACUUUUUUUAGGUUAGAGAAUUAACUUGGGAUUUAACUCAAGUAGCUGACCACCGGUUAACUCUUCUAAUCAGAAACUGCUUUCUGUUAAACAUCACUGGUUACAGUUGGCUCAGGAUUUCUGUGUUAUUAAUUUAUGAAUCUGUAUUUGAUAUAGGCAUUCUGAAAUGUCCUGCAUCAGAUGUUGGCAAGAGCUGAAGAGCUUAAGGUCUGGGUCAGUGCUCUGUGUUGCCAUGUCAGUUCCCUCUCAUCCUGAAGGCAUUCCAUGAAAAAAAAACUCCAAAAAAAGCAGCUCCUUUAUUAGUGCAUACUUCAUAAACACAAAUCAAUUUUCCUUUGGUUACAGUGCAUAAUGCAGUUAAUCACCUGAUAAUAAAACUGUCUUUUUUAAUA